AUGUCGCUGAUUGUUCAGCUUUUAUUUAUUCCGUCUUCUCUUGUUCUUCUCUUCAUGAAUCCAUGCUCAGCUCAGCAUUGCUAUUCAUGUUCGGGAACCUGCCACAGUGAGCCGUGCAACUGCCAGAUGGGAUCCUGUCCAUCCAAUCAGUGCUUUAUUGAGAAGAAACCGACGGAAGAGCGAGGCGUUUUUCGGAUAACGAAAGGUUGUCUUCGAAGAUCUCCUCGAACUCUGCCCGGAUGUGAAUAUGAUCAUUUUUCGGAUCAUGUGCUUUGCGUUUGCCACGGACCGUUUUGUAACGACCACAUCUACAUUAGAGCGAUGGUCCGACGUAAUGUGACGUGCCGAAAAUGCUCCGAGCGAGAUCCUGAAUGUGAUGACAAGUGCCAAGGACAAUGGUGCCAUGAAGACAGCACUACUGGUGCCUCCGGAUGCGGUUUUGGUCCACCAUCACUACCGUUCUUCUACAAAGGACCAGAGUUACUAUAUUAUAGGAACAAACUAUGUGUUACCAUAUCAAGAGGUGCUGGAAAGCCGCACAAGCACUGCAUUUGUAACACAAACAUGUGCAACGGGUUAGUGAAACCACUAGGACGGUAUCCUGUGUCAAUGACAAGAGAUGGAGCUUUGCGAUCAAGAUCCUUAGCUCUCAGCGCCACCGAUCCCUCAAUACCUCUUCGGACAUGUGUAAAUUGCGAAUUGAAUUCACACGAUGGAACGUCUGUCACCUCAUCGUGCAAACAAAACAGGUGCAGAGGUCACUUUUGCACUUAUGCUUCUCAGCGACAUUUAAGCCAUGGGAUGGGAAGAACAGCGACUGUGCAAAUCGUCACCGAAAAGCAGGGAUGCAUUAAUGUAUCCGAUAGUUCACAAGUGCAGAUCGGCUGUUCCCGUAAAUGGAUGCACAACGAAUACGAGGAAGUGUUAUGUGCCUGCGAAUCGGACAACUGCAACAGGGAUGACAUAACCGCGGCAGGAUACGCGCGUACACUCAUUAACAUAUUUGUUGCUACAGUAUUCUACAAUUUCUGUCCAGAUAUCGUGAAGUAA
Molecule: messenger RNA, 1050 nt
Organism: Necator americanus (New World hookworm)
Lineage: Eukaryota; Metazoa; Nematoda; Chromadorea; Rhabditida; Ancylostomatidae
Exons: 9
Coding region: 1-1050 (349 amino acids)
Source: RefSeq, a predicted model, not a curated record